Molecule: messenger RNA, 679 nt
Organism: Dermochelys coriacea (leatherback sea turtle)
Lineage: Eukaryota; Metazoa; Chordata; Testudines; Dermochelyidae
Product: signal-regulatory protein beta-1-like
Exons: 3
Coding region: 1-462 (153 amino acids)
Cellular component (GO): plasma membrane
Source: RefSeq, a predicted model, not a curated record
AUGAAGGAAUUUGGAAUUGAUCCUGACCAAUGGGAAGUCUUGCUGCUGCAGCCCCAGGGCAAUGUGUGGAUGUCAGCGGGAGAGACUCUCACGCUGACCUGCUCUGUGACUGGGGUCACUCCAGUAAGACCCGUGAAGUGGUUCAAGGGCUCAGGUAGUGGCCGCCAGCUUGUUUAUGCACCUACAGGAUCAUUCCACCGGGUGACGAGGGCUGUGAGUGGCUCUGACACAGACUUCACCAUCCGCGUCAGUGACACCCGCCCCACGGACGCCGGGUCCUAUCGCUGUGUGAAGGUUAAGAAGGGGUCGGGACCCGAUGCGGAGAUCAGAUCCGGCGCUGGCACGGCCGUGUCUGUGAGCGCCCCUGGGCUGUUUCCUGGUUUCCUGGUUCCUGGUUCCUCGCACCGUCGCUGCCUGCCAAUGUCUCCGUCUGCGCCUCCAUCCCCACAGGCCAGGAAAUGAGUCCACGGAUGCACCUGCAGUGAGCUCUGCUGGUCGGGCAGAGGGAGCCCAGGCCUGAUGGGAUGUACCCACCAAACUCACCCACCUCCUGAUGGAGCAGCCGACGUGGAAUUCCUGACUUGGCUUCUGGCCACUCCGCCCAUCUCUCUACGCUGUCUGCACUGACCUUCACUUCAGGGAGCAAGCUCAAAUAUGAGAAAUUUAAUUAUUGAUUUUA